Molecule: messenger RNA, 921 nt
Organism: Macadamia integrifolia
Lineage: Eukaryota; Viridiplantae; Streptophyta; Magnoliopsida; Proteales; Proteaceae
Product: protein MIZU-KUSSEI 1-like
Exons: 1
Coding region: 46-777 (243 amino acids)
Biological process (GO): hydrotropism
Source: RefSeq, a predicted model, not a curated record
GCCAACCUAUUUUAGCCUCUCUCUCUCUCUCUCUAUCUACACAAGAUGAGGAUGAUAGAUUUGGGAAGCCAAAGAGGGCCUCUCCACAUUAUAGAAACGUCAACAGCGGUCGAGUGCGGCAGGGAAAUCAGAUACCGGCGAUCAUUUCGGUCACUGGUGGAGUGCAUGGUCCCUUGUUGUGGCUUCCAACCAUCACAUGAGUCAGCUUCUAGUGAUACUGAGUCGACUCACGGGUCAUCAGUGACGGGCACUUUCUUCGGUCAUAGGAAGGGCCGAGUCAGCUUUUGCCUCCAGGAUGACUCGAGGAGUUCUCCUCUUUUACUAUUGGAAUUCGCUAUCCCCACCUCUUAUCUUGCAAAAGAAAUGCAACACGGGUUGCUUCGGAUUGCCCUGGAGUGUGACCGACAUAGAUCUCACUCUUCCACAACCUCCACCACCUCCACCACCUCCGUCACCGCCACCAACAAAUUCAACUCAUACUCAUAUUCCCUCUUCAACGUACCCGUAUGGUCCAUGUACUGUAACGGUCGGAAGGCGGGGUUCGCCGUGAGGCGUCAGAUGACAGAGAGCGACGCAUCCGUGUUGAAGCUGAUGCAGUCGGUGUCUGUGGGUGCUGGUGUGUUACCCAUGGAGCCGAAGUCUCAGGACGGGGAUCUCAUGUACCUGAGAGCGAGUUUCGAACGAGUGAUUGGGUCUCCUGACUCUGAGUCAUUCCACAUGAUUAACCCAGUUGGUAGCUCCGGCCAGGAGCUCAGCAUAUUCCUGCUGCGAUCAUGAGUCAUGAAUCGUUUGUUGGUAAAAUAGAAAAUCUACUUCUUCUCCUUUCUUCUUCUUCUUCUUCUUCUUCUUCACGUACUGUUACUACUUACUAUAUUGUGUAAAGAUUUUCCCAUAUAUGAUGAUUAAAUUACUGCUUAGCCA